GUUUAGCCAGUUCCCGCCAUCGCGAAGUUAACCUAAACAAUAACAGAAACGUCGAAAACCACCACUAACCAAAGACAGUAGGAUGUCUUUGUCUUUGCAAUGAAUCUGCAAUACUGUAGUUAAUCAACAAAGUAAAUUACAGCUUUAACGUCCCCUGUUAGGUCCAUUCAUUGUCGGCAUUAUGGUUCUCCAGAACACUGGAAAAUUUCAUGCAGAAAAAGAGGGAGACAAUGAGUCUGCUGGAGGAGGAGCAAGAGAGGAUUCGACUGAAAAGAGGUUACGGCGAGCUGUUUUGAAUGACGAGGUUGAUGCUCGGUUUGGCUACGAGCGCUACAAAGAUGCUGCAGAGAAAACUGGUUGGCUCAUCAACAUGCACCCGACAGACAUUCUGGAUGCAGACAAGAGGUUGGUCAGUGCUGUGGACUACUACUUCUUGCAAGAGGAUGGGGGGAGAUUCAAGGCCACGCUGGUGUUCAAGCCUUACUUCUUCGUGGCCGCCCGCGGGGACUGCGAGAGAGAGGUGGCCUCCUACCUGACGCGAAAGUUCUCGGGGAAAAUCGCUGCCAUGGAAACCGUCCACAAAGAGGAUCUAGACUUGCCGAACCAUCUGGUGGGCCUGAAGCGGUCGUACAUCAAGCUGUCGUUCCACAGCACCGAGGAACUCAUCAAAGUCAGGAAAGAGAUCUUCCCAGCCGUCCGGAAAAACAAAGAGCAGGAGAAGAACUCCAACAACUACACCGACCUUUUGAAAAGUCACUUUGGAGGAGAAGAAGCCCUGGAGGUCUCCAAGAAAAUCUCGGAUCAGAUGGAAAAUAUUGUGGACUUGAGAGAAUACGACGUUCCUUACCAUGUACGCGUCUCCAUUGACCUCAAGAUUUUCGUCGGCCAUUGGUACUCGGUAAAGGGCAAAGGGUCGCAUGAGCUGGAGAUGUGGAGGAGAGAGGACCUCGUGGCUUGGCCGGAUCCAGUGGUGCUGGCCUUUGACAUCGAGACAACCAAACUUCCCCUCAAGUUUCCCGACGCCCAGACCGACCAGGUCAUGAUGAUUUCCUACAUGAUUGACGGACAGGGCUACCUGAUCUGUAACAGCGAGAUCGUGUCGCAGCACGUCGAUGACUUUGAGUACACGCCACGACCUGAGUUUGAGGGACCCUUCACCGUCUACAAUGUGCCGGAUGAGAAAAGUCUGUUACAGAAGUUCUUUGAGCACUGCCAGGAGGUGAAGCCACACGUGUUUGUCACCUACAACGGAGAUUUCUUUGACUGGUGGGUGAAACGAGACAGUUACCUGCCCAUGGGGAGUCAGAACCUCAAGGCCGUGGCCAAGGCCAAGCUGCGCUACGACCCCGUGGAGCUGGACCCCGAGGAGAUGUGCCGUAUGGCCAGCGAGCAGCCGCAGGUCCUGGCCAACUACUCUGUGUCGGACGCCGUGGCCACAUACUAUCUGUACAUGAAGUAUGUGCACCCGUUCAUCUUUGCCCUGUGCACCAUCAUCCCCAUGGAGCCCGACGAGGUUCUGCGGAAGGGCUCGGGCACUCUGUGCGAGACUCUGCUCAUGGUCCAGGCGUACCACGCCAACAUCGUCUACCCCAACAAGCAGGAGUCCGUGCUCAACAAACUCACCGACGACGGCCACGUUCUCGACUCGGAGACUUAUGUCGGCGGCCAUGUUGAAGCUCUGGAGUCUGGCGUGUUCCGCUCGGACUUGCCAUGUCGUUUCCGUAUGGUUCCGGCUGCGUUCCAGACGCUUCACGACGCGGUGGAGCGCACGUUGAGACACGCCAUAGAGGUGGAGGAGAAGAUACCCAUGGACACAGUCACCAACUUUGAGGAGGUGUGUGCGGAGGUGCGGGAGAAGCUACUCCAUCUCCGCGACUGCCCCAACCGUCUGGAGAACCCCAUCAUCUAUCACCUGGACGUUGGGCUAUUUAUGAGGCAUUUUUUUCUUUUCAAACCCAUAUUAAUUGUGUUGUUAUCACCUCCAGCCAUAGUGGAGGAAGAGACGUGUGCAGCGUGCGACUUCAAUCGGCCCGGAGCCCGUUGUCAGCGAAACAUGCCCUGGAUGUGGAGGGGAGAGUUUAUGCCGGCGACCAAGAAUGAGUUUUACCGCAUCCAGCAACAACUGGAGAACGAGAAGUUCCCACCUGUGUUCCCCGAUGGCCCACCGCGGGCUUUCCACCAACUGAGCAAAGAAGAGCAAGCGACCUUUGAGAAGAAGCGUUUGGCGGACUACUGCCGCAAGGCUUACAAAAAAGUUCACUCGACUCGCAUGGAGGAAAGGACGGCCACCAUCUGUCAGAGGGAGAAUUCUUUCUACGUGGACACUGUCAGAGCCUUCAGGGACCGGAGAUACGAGUUCAAAGGUCUGACCAAGGUGUGGAAGAACAAACUGACAGAGGCGGAGAAGAAGAAGGACGCGGCGGAGAUGAAGAAGGCCAACGGUCUGGUGGUCCUCUACGACUCGCUCCAGCUGGCCCACAAGUGUAUCCUCAACUCCUUCUACGGAUACGUCAUGAGGAAAGGGGCUCGGUGGUACAGUAUGGAGAUGGCCGGCAUCGUUUGUUUCACCGGAGCGAACAUCAUCACCCGCGCUAGGGAGAUUGUGGAGCAGAUCGGGCGUCCCCUGGAGCUGGACACAGACGGCAUCUGGUGCGUGCUGCCGGCCAGUUUCCCUGAGAACUACGUGGUCAAGACCAGCAACCCCAAGAAGGCCAAGGUCUCCGUCUCCUACCCCGGGGCGAUGCUCAACGUCAUGGUCAAGGACUACUUCACCAACGACCAGUACCAGGAGCUGGAGGAUCCGAACUCCCUGAGCUACAGCACGCGCAGCGAGAACUCUAUCUUCUUCGAGGUGGACGGGCCCUACCUGGCCAUGAUCCUGCCUGCCUCCAAGGAGGAGGGCAAGAAGCUGAAGAAAAGAUACGCCGUUUUCAACUUCGACGGAUCUCUGGCCGAGCUCAAAGGUUUUGAAGUGAAGCGUCGCGGGGAGCUACAGCUGAUCAAGAUUUUCCAGUCGUCGGUGUUUGAAGCUUUCCUCAAGGGCAACAGUCUGGAGGAGUGCUACGCAGCCGUGGCCAAAGUGGCUGACUAUUGGCUGGACGUGUUGUAUAGCAAGGUUGUCUCCGACCCCAACUCCAACUUGGCAUGUUUUGUUGUUUUUGUCGGACAGCUGGUGGAGACCUCCCAGCCUGGCCAGUUCAAACUGUGGGCUCUGAUUGGCUCCGACCUGCACGCCAUCAAGUUGAACGUUCCGCGGACUUUCUAUGUCAAUCAGAAAACGCCCAAGGAGGGGGAAGGAGCAAUGUGGAAAAGAGUUCACCGCACGCUGCCGCGGUCCCACCCGGCCUACCACCUGUACCAGUACGACGUACCGGAGGACGUCUAUCUCAAACACAUCAACGACAUCACAGCAGACCUCUCCUCCCCCGACGUAGAGGGCGUUUACGAGACGCAGGUUCCCCUGGAGUUCCGCGCUCUGGCCAGGUUGGGCUGUGUGUGUACCGUGGGCCGCGACUUUGCCCGCUCCAUGGAGGGCCGGGAAACGGACGUGUUUGAUCUGGACAAGCUGACGUUCCGCAGUGUGGCCCAGUUCCCCUACCUCAGCCCGGGCACCAUCAAACAUCUCUAUCUGUAUCAACACAAGUCAGGUACCAAGUCUGUGUUUGGCUUGUUCAACCCCAUGAACAAAACGGCGGCCGUGUGUGUGCUAGACAAGGCUAUCAGCGACCAGAUGCCCAACCUGGGGCCUUUGUACAACUCUGAGAGAAACAGCAAAAUCUCACAAGACACAGAUGAAGAGUUGCUUCCCCCUGCUGGCCUAGUUUUCUCCGUCACGGUGGGGCGGUCGGCGGUGGAGAGAGCCAAACUGGCAGGCCUUCAGCGAGUCCUGGUUGACUACAAGCGAGAGAAGCGAGGGCCGACCUUCAUCGCCGUGCAGAGCAGUUAUGUCUCUGAUGGAGCAGGCCAGGUACUUGCAUGUCCCACUUGGCAAUGUGCCGGCCGACUUCACCAUGUUUGGCUGCGACCUUUUCCUGGCGCGUCUGCUGGCCAAACACAACCACAUCAUGUGGGCGUCACCCACCAACCGCCCAGAUCUUGGCGGGAAGGAAGCUGACGACAACAGGCUGUGUAUGGAGCUAGAGGAGAGCAGCGUGGUGGAACUGAACAACCCGGGAGCCUACAGCAGCGUCUGCGUCGACCUUGAGCUGACGAGUCUGGCCGUGAACACCAUCGUAGAG
Molecule: messenger RNA, 4238 nt
Organism: Aplysia californica (California sea hare)
Lineage: Eukaryota; Metazoa; Mollusca; Gastropoda; Aplysiida; Aplysiidae
Product: DNA polymerase epsilon catalytic subunit A
Biological process (GO): DNA replication; DNA replication proofreading; nucleotide-excision repair, DNA gap filling
Cellular component (GO): epsilon DNA polymerase complex; nucleus
Molecular function (GO): DNA-directed DNA polymerase activity; single-stranded DNA 3'-5' DNA exonuclease activity; zinc ion binding
Source: RefSeq, a predicted model, not a curated record